UCAUUAUAACAGCCAGUGCAGCCGCCAUCCACGCACAAGCAAAGAAGCAUGUCCCAUUUAAAUACACCCACGCAGCCCCAGCGCCCUUAGCUGCUCAGGGCGCGCAGCCCACACGCACCGCGACUCCGGGCUUGGAGAUCCGCGCAGAGGCUGGGCUCCCGGAGCCGGCGGACUGACGCGCGGAGGAUCGCGAUCAGGCGCUGUGGGGCCGGGGUGGGCGGGGGAGGCUGGGCCCCGGGCCUCUGGCGCGACACCCGCAUGAGGACGCGAGUGAAAUAGACCGAGGUGGAAUUUUCAACGGGAAAUCUUCGGGGUGGUUUUGGUCCAUUUCUCCCGCGAAGCAGUCGACAUGGCGAGCGACUCGCCGGCUCGCAGCCUGGAUGAAAUCGAUCUCUCGGCUUUGAGGGACCCUGCAGGGAUCUUUGAAUUGGUGGAACUUGUUGGCAAUGGAACAUACGGGCAAGUGUAUAAGGGUCGUCAUGUCAAAACGGGCCAGCUUGCAGCCAUCAAGGUUAUGGAUGUCACAGGGGAUGAAGAGGAAGAAAUCAAACAAGAAAUUAACAUGUUGAAGAAAUAUUCUCAUCACCGGAAUAUUGCUACAUACUAUGGUGCUUUUAUCAAAAAGAACCCACCAGGCAUGGAUGACCAACUCUGGUUGGUGAUGGAGUUUUGUGGUGCUGGCUCUGUCACUGACCUGAUCAAGAACACGAAAGGUAACACGUUGAAGGAAGAGUGGAUCGCGUACAUCUGCAGGGAGAUCUUACGAGGGCUGAGUCACCUGCACCAGCAUAAAGUGAUUCAUCGAGAUAUUAAAGGGCAAAAUGUCUUGCUGACUGAAAAUGCAGAAGUUAAACUAGUGGACUUUGGAGUCAGUGCCCAGCUCGAUCGAACAGUGGGCAGGAGGAAUACCUUCAUCGGGACGCCCUACUGGAUGGCUCCAGAAGUUAUUGCCUGUGACGAAAACCCAGAUGCCACAUAUGAUUUCAAGAGUGACUUGUGGUCUUUGGGAAUCACCGCCAUCGAGAUGGCAGAAGGUGCUCCCCCUCUGUGUGACAUGCACCCCAUGAGAGCCCUCUUUCUCAUCCCCCGGAACCCAGCGCCUCGGCUGAAGUCUAAGAAGUGGUCAAAAAAAUUCCAGUCCUUUAUUGAGAGCUGUUUGGUAAAGAAUCACAGCCAGCGACCAGCAACAGAACAACUGAUGAAGCAUCCAUUUAUACGAGACCAACCUAAUGAACGACAGGUCCGCAUUCAGCUCAAGGACCAUAUUGAUAGAACAAAGAAGAAGCGAGGAGAGAAAGAUGAGACGGAGUAUGAGUACAGCGGGAGUGAGGAAGAAGAGGAGGAGAAUGACUCAGGAGAGCCCAGCUCCAUCCUGAACCUGCCCGGCGAGUCGACGCUGCGGCGGGACUUCCUGCGGCUGCAGCUGGCCAACAAGGAGCGGUCCGAGGCCCUGCGGCGGCAGCAGCUAGAGCAGCAGCAGCGGGAGAACGAGGAGCACAAGCGGCAGCUGCUGGCCGAGCGCCAGAAGCGCAUCGAGGAGCAGAAGGAACAGCGGCGCCGGCUGGAGGAGCAACAAAGGCGAGAGAAGGAGCUGCGGAAGCAGCAGGAGAGGGAGCAGCGGCGGCACUACGAAGAGCAGAUGCGCCGGGAGGAGGAGAGGAGACGCGCGGAGCACGAGCAGGAGUACAUCAGGCGACAGUUAGAGGAGGAGCAGAGACAGUUAGAGAUCUUGCAGCAGCAGCUACUGCAUGAACAAGCUCUACUUCUGGAAUAUAAGCGCAAACAGUUGGAAGAACAGAGACAAGCAGAAAGACUACAGAGACAGCUAAAGCAAGAGAGAGACUACUUGGUUUCCCUUCAGCAUCAGCGGCAGGAGCAGAGGCCUGUGGAGAAGAAGCCACUGUACCAUUACAAAGAAGGGAUGAGUCCUAGUGAGAAACCAGCGUGGGCCAAGGAGGUAGAAGAACGGUCAAGGCUCAACCGGCAGAGUUCACCUGCCAUGCCUCACAAGGUUGCCAACAGGAUAUCAGACCCCAACCUGCCCCCACGGUCGGAGUCCUUCAGCAUCAGUGGGGUUCAGCCUGCUCGGACACCCCCCAUGCUCAGACCAGUAGAUCCCCAGAUCCCACAUCUGGUAGCUGUGAAAUCCCAGGGACCUGCCUUGACCGCCUCCCAGUCGGUGCACGAGCAGCCCAUGAAGGGCCUCUCUGGGUUUCAGGAAGCUCUGAACGUGAGCUCUCACCGUGUGGAGAUGCCGCGCCAGAACUCGGAUCCCACCUCUGAAAACCCGCCUCUCCCCACUCGCAUCGAGAAGUUUGACCGAAGCUCUUGGUUACGACAGGAAGAAGACAUUCCACCAAAGGUGCCUCAAAGAACAACUUCUAUAUCCCCAGCAUUAGCGAGAAAGAAUUCUCCUGGAAACGGUAGUGCUCUGGGACCCAGACUAGGAUCUCAACCCAUCAGAGCAAGCAACCCUGACCUCCGGAGAACUGAGCCCAUCGUGGAGAGCCCCUUGCAGAGGACCAGCAGUGGCAGUUCCUCCAGCUCCAGCACCCCUAGCUCCCAGCCCAGCUCCCAAGGAGGCUCUCAACCUGGGUCACAAGCAGGAUCCAGCGAGCGGACCAGGGUUCGAGCCAACAGUAAGUCGGAAGGAUCACCUGUGCUCCCCCAUGAGCCUUCCAAGGUGAAACCUGAAGAAUCCAGGGAAAUUACCCGACCUAGUCGACCGGCUAGCUAUAAGAAAGCUAUAGACGAGGAUCUGACGGCAUUAGCCAAAGAAUUAAGAGAACUCCGGAUUGAAGAAACAAACCGCCCGCUGAAGAAAGUGACGGAUUACUCCUCCUCGAGUGAAGAGUCGGAAAGCAGUGAUGAAGAGGAGGAAGAUGGAGAGAGCGAGACCCAGGACGGGACAGUGGCUGUCAGCGACAUACCCAGACUGAUACCCACAGGAGCCCCCGGGAGUGCUGAGCAGUACAAUGUGGGAAUGGUCGGCACGCACGGGCUGGAGACCUCUCACGCAGACACUUUCAGCAGCAGUAUUUCAAGAGAAGGGACCUUGAUGAUAAGAGAAACAUCUGGAGAGAAGAAGCGAUCCGGCCAUAGUGACAGCAACGGCUUCGCCGGUCACAUCAACCUCCCGGACCUGGUGCAGCAGAGCCAUUCCCCUGCGGGGACCCCCACUGAGGGCCUGGGACGCGUCUCCACCCACCCCCAGGAGAUGGACUCUGGGACUGAAUAUGGCAUGGGGAGCAGCACCAAAGCCUCCUUCACCCCCUUUGUGGACCCCAGAGUGUACCAGACGUCUCCCACUGAUGAAGAUGAAGAGGAUGAGGAAUCUUCAGCUGCCGCUCUGUUUACUAGCGAACUUCUUAGGCAAGAACAGGCCAAACUAAAUGAAGCAAGAAAGAUUUCAGUGGUAAACGUAAACCCAACCAACAUUCGGCCUCAUAGCGACACACCAGAAAUCAGAAAAUACAAGAAGCGAUUCAACUCAGAAAUACUUUGUGCAGCUCUGUGGGGUGUAAACCUCCUGGUGGGAACUGAAAAUGGCCUGAUGCUUUUGGACCGAAGCGGGCAAGGCAAAGUUUAUAAUCUGAUCAACCGGAGGCGAUUUCAGCAGAUGGAUGUGCUAGAGGGACUGAAUGUCCUCGUGACGAUAUCAGGAAAGAAGAAUAAGCUACGAGUUUACUAUCUUUCAUGGUUAAGAAACAGAAUAUUACACAAUGACCCAGAAGUAGAAAAGAAACAAGGCUGGAUCACUGUUGGGGACUUGGAAGGCUGUAUACAUUACAAAGUUGUCAAAUAUGAAAGGAUCAAAUUCUUGGUGAUUGCCUUAAAGAAUGCUGUGGAGAUAUAUGCUUGGGCUCCUAAACCAUAUCAUAAGUUCAUGGCCUUUAAGUCUUUUGCAGAUCUCCAGCACAAGCCACUGCUUGUUGAUCUCACAGUAGAAGAAGGUCAAAGAUUAAAGGUUAUUUUUGGUUCACACACUGGUUUCCAUGUAAUUGAUGUUGAUUCAGGAAACUCUUAUGAUAUCUACAUACCAUCUCAUAUUCAGGGCAAUAUCACUCCUCAUGCUAUUGUCAUCUUGCCUAAAACAGAUGGAAUGGAAAUGCUUGUUUGCUAUGAGGAUGAGGGGGUGUAUGUAAACACCUAUGGCCGGAUAACUAAGGAUGUGGUGCUCCAAUGGGGAGAAAUGCCCACGUCUGUGGCCUACAUUCAUUCCAAUCAGAUAAUGGGCUGGGGCGAGAAAGCUAUUGAGAUCCGGUCAGUGGAAACAGGACAUUUGGAUGGAGUAUUUAUGCAUAAGCGAGCUCAAAGGUUAAAGUUUCUAUGUGAAAGAAAUGAUAAGGUAUUUUUUGCAUCCGUGCGAUCUGGAGGAAGUAGCCAAGUGUUUUUCAUGACCCUCAACAGAAAUUCCAUGAUGAACUGGUAACAGAAGAGCACUUGGCACUUAUCUUCAUGGCGUUAUUUCUAAUUUAAAAGAACAUAACUCAUGUGGACUUAUGCCAGUCUAGAGGCAGAAUCAGAAGGCUUGGUUGACCAUACCGCUUUACCCUUUUCCUCUCCCUCCACCCGUCCCAGUACAGUCCAUCUUUCAGUGUUGCAGCCUGGUUGAGAAGGAGAGAAAAAGGUGGCAGGAAUUUCCAGGAGAUCCCCAAGAAUGCUGCGUUGUCUGUGGACAAAGAUGGACCACGUGCCCUUCGGAGUUAGGGAUAGAAACAAAUAUUGUGUGCUCUUAUGAUUAAGCUGUGUUCUGGUGGGUUUUUGAGUUUUAUUUUGUUUUGUUUUUUUUACCUUUUUUCUUUACCCCUUUACUUUGUAAGAAUGGGGAAAGAAUGCAUACUGAGAAAAUGUCUGUUUUUAAUUCUGUCUGCCUGCUAGCUUUCAGUACACAAUGUGUUGUAAAAUUUCCAAUUUCGAAUGGUGAGAGACAGCACAAUAAAUGUACCUUAUCUCUUUACACUGAAGGCCAUAACUACAUAGUGGGGUAAUUGUAGAACUCUUUUGCCUUCACGAGCCCAAAAGGUUGCUUUUUGAUAGCAACUGCUAAUGGAUUUUUAAAAGAGAAGAAAAAUACUAGUUUUCCCCUCUUUUGGGAAAUGGAUUUUAAAUGGCUAAACUACUAGCCUUAGACUAAUAAAAUCAACUACCAUUUUUGUGAGUCUGGCAGGCCCUAUUUUAUAUGGCCCUGUACAGAACAGAGUGUGUUGAAUGGGAUAGUAGUGCCAUUGAGUUGAGUUGCCUCUAGUGAAUGAGGGACUCUAUAAUACAACAUUGCCUCAGCGAUUAUGCAACAGAUCAGGGCAAAAGAUGGGAUGACAGAGGGGGUCAGACAGAAAAAGCUGCUGGAAACAAGCUAAAAAUGUAUACACACACACACACACACACACACACACACACUAUUUUUUUCCAAAUGCACAAAACUUCCCAGCUUAGAGGUCACUCUGUUCGGGCUUCGUUAGGAGUUAAGACUUUGUUCUUUCUGGGAAUUGGAGAAUAAAUAAGAUCCAGGCUCUGGUCGUUCCCAGCUUUCUCCUGAGGGUGCCACUUUCCCAAGAUGAAAACUGUGACUGAAAAAAAUAAUAAUAAUAAAUGUUUCUGAGCUGCCUGUGUUCUCUCUGGGUUGGUGAGAGAAGGGACUAGACUACUAAGCCUGCCUGAGACCCAGUGGGCAUCAUUGGUUCAGAUGUUAUAGAACUUGAAAGCAAGGCUUUGGCCAAAAUUCUGAGACCCUAAUCAUUUUACCUUCCUCCAAAUUACCCAACAUACGGUAAACAACAUUUGUGCAGAAUAUGUAUGUAUUUCGUUCAGGUUGACUUGUGUCCUUAUAGACUCUUACGCGGAUGAUUUGAACUUUUACGUGACUGUCUGGGAUUUCUUUUUCCAAAGCUACCAGCAUGGCCGCCUGUGGUAUCAAGGUGUUGCAAAACGAUAUCUGUGUUGCGCUUCCUGUUUUAACCUACCUCGUUUCGUUUGUUUUGUUUCACUGUUCAUCACAGCAGUGUUAUCUCCAGGAGACAUAUAGAGAGCUCAACUGGCAAUCUCAGGUGCAUUUAAUAUUUUAAAAUGAAACAGUAGUUGACCAAAUUGUUCUUCUUGAAAAAUUGAAAAAAAAAAAAAUCCAACAACAACAAAACUAAUGUGGCUUGUUUCUGGAGAAAACAAUUACUCUAAACAGAUCAAAAAAAAAAAAAAUCUACGAUCCUACUGAUUUUGCCUAAAUACAUGAGCAGCUGAUGUACUAUUAAUGAGAACAAAAUACACAUUAGGAAAACGGCGCUAUUUCAAUCUGGUGGCUUGGGCAAGGGGAGACAGGGAAGGGGAAAUAUUCUAGUUCUGUUAUAGAUGAUUCUGCCCCUCCUGUAAAUGUGGUUGUCAUUUGCAGUUAUUUUAAGCAGGUAACACAGGAAUGGAAUUGAGGAUUAUCUUCAGGCGAUCACCAAGAUGUCCUCAUUGUGGUCCCUUUAGUGCUCAAAAGCAAUGAUAUCCUCCCGUUCUCAUUUUUACUGCUAAGGUUCUGCUGCUGAACAAUAUUAUCUUCACAAAUUCCGUGCAACAAAUUCAGCAAUGACGUUUUGGAUUGAAUUUAGCAACUACUGUAAUUGGAUGCUGACGUGGACAAGAUAUAUUGAUUUGGGUCUCAUCCCCACAUGUGAUUGCCACCAGCUCUUUAUAUCGCUGCUGUGGUAUUUUAAACCAGAAGCUUCUUUAAAUUAUGUUGCAAACUGAUCUUUGUUUUUAUGUUUUGUUUUGUUUUUAUUUCUAAGUGGUAAGUUCGAAACACACAGCUUUAAAUGAUUUUUUUAUCGUGGGAUUUUGGGUACAGUUAAGAAAUAAAAGGGAAUCAUUGUGUUUAAACAUAAGGUAGUUUGUGAAUGUAUUUUUUAAAGCCUAGAUUCAUUGAAACAAAAAAUCAUAAGAGAACAAUAUUAAUGCAGUCUUGUUUACAGUAUGUACAGUGACAUAACAUAGAACAUGAGCUUUUCUGGUGCCAACAACAAUAAAACACAGACGUUAAACAUCAA
This is a messenger RNA of Balaenoptera acutorostrata (minke whale), 7025 nucleotides long. It is a transcript of the gene TNIK, whose product is annotated as TRAF2 and NCK interacting kinase. Gene Ontology annotation, molecular function: protein kinase activity; ATP binding. The coding region runs from base 350 to 4432 and encodes 1360 amino acids. Lineage: Eukaryota; Metazoa; Chordata; Mammalia; Artiodactyla; Balaenopteridae. The transcript has 33 exons. The record is from RefSeq and is a predicted model, not a curated record. Gene Ontology annotation, biological process: protein phosphorylation.